AUGUUCCCAUAUGCCAAACCGGUCAAAAUCAACCCACCAUCUUCAAACUUAUCUGUAGCAGUAAAACGUGAGAAACAAUCUGAUGUGAAGAACAAACAUGCUGAGAGGAUUGCUCGUUCGGGUUCUUGCAGAGCAAGUCAAGCCUCUAUCAAUACUCAAAUAUCUAAGCCUUCAUACUUCACAAAACCUUGCUCUGAUACAAGAAGUCAAAAUGAAAAUAUCAAAAUUCCUCAGUUUCUGGACUAUAAGACUAAGAAAAGUGAUUUUAAAACCAUAUACACUGACAGUAUAAAAGAAACAAUUUCCAAGAAAUCAUCCUGCAGUACUACAUCUUUGAAUUUCUGCGACUCUAAGUAUGGAUUAAAAACAGUGAAAAAUAAAGACAAUGUUAAUUUUCGGCAGCUUUCGAUAAAUAAGACUUCUCAGACUGCAUUAGGCAAUUCUAAUAUACCAACUGUUGGAAAUACAUCACAGAAUACUUGUUCCAGGGAAAUUAAUAAAGACACAACAAAGAAGAGGUGCAAUAUACCUAAUUCUAUCUCCGCCACCUUCAGUCUGUCAGCCGGAGAUGACAGGUUUUACUGUGACAGUGGCAUAUCGUCUUCAUCUUAUUCUAAGGAUAGCGCAUGUACUUCCCCUUCAGAUCCAGCUGCUCCUGCGUCAGGGACGUUCAUUGACUCUAUUCUUCACAGAAAACAGGAACCUAAAGCGACUUCAAGAAUUCCAGUUUUUUCUGAAAAACCAGACAAAAGUCCAAGUUCUGAUUUCUGCAAAAUCCCCGAUCCUAAAAAUGGCGUCAAUAUGACACACAAGGGUUACAGACUUAAUACGAUAAGCCAAAUAACUGAUCAGAGAGAUAAUAGAGCUAACCUGAAUCCUGGUCCCUCUCAUAUCCCUGAUCCUAAUCAUGGUGUCAAUAUACAACAAUGGCAUUACAGACCUAAUCCUAUAAAUCAAGUAGCCGACCAGGUAGAUAGUACAGUUAGUUCGCUUACAAUACAAAUUGCGAAACGAGAUCUACACAAUAUGGAAAAGGAUCCAACACCUCCGUUAGGGAAUACGACAACAGCUAAACGGCCAAACAAAAUUUGCAUGGGUCUCAAAGAUAGGAGACUUAAAUCAAAUGAAGUGGAAAAUAUAAUUGCAAGUACUAUCCAAAGUAUGAUGCCAUUUUCACCUUCUGAUACAAACGAAUCGAAUAGGUACUGCAAACCAACUGGUUCUCCUAAAGUUACCUCCACUGAAGACGAACUGGAUAAUUCUAAGAUGAUAUCGUCUACCAACGGUCCGAUCAACUUCGUACAAGCCAGUGGAAAGCCUGAUACUUGUACUUUAUCAAAAAGCCUAUCCAGUCAGGUUGUUGAGAAUCCAUACGACAAACCAUUUGACGCAACAAAUGAUCCUGACCGACUUCUAUCAUCUCUGUCCAAACUCAGUCCAAAUCCAAGUUUGGAAGAUGCGGCUUGGGAUCGGAAGUACUUUUCAGAUGUCGAAAGUGAAUAUGCUGCAUUAGACAUAAGUUUGCCUCAUCUAAAGCGUGAAAGUUUAACUGAAGUAGAAAUCGAGUCGGAUUUAAACAGGAACUUGUCAGAAUUUUUGCCAUGUACCAAACCUAUAGAAGAGAUGAUGGAUGUCACAAAUUGCUCAAAAACACACUCUCCAGUCAACAGUCGCCUUUAUUCGAGAAAUCUUUUGGAGCCUGGUUACUUUUCAGAUACAGAAGCUAUUUUCUCAACUCAAAGCAAUUUUGGAAUACUUAAUGGUGCUGUUAAUUCUACAACCUAUACGAGUAAUAUUUCAAAUUUUCUAACUUCUGUAAACUCAAUAAUUCCUGCAAAACCAGUUGUUCCCAAAGGCCUAUUUGGAGACAAUCAGAUAAACAUGUUUAUUGGACGAAACCAAACUACGGGGAGUCAUGGAGUCCCCAGCUUCAUACAAAGUCCUCAAAAAUUAAGUAGAACGGCUCAGAUCCAGGAGGCGAAAUGGCCAAAACUAUGUAGCUUACAGAAUCUUUCUCAACGCGAAAAUAAAGACUUACAUACACAUUACAGUAAUCGACAGAAUAUUACAAGAAAAACUGAUGUCUCGUUUCCUAACUGCACAGUGGGUACAGGACCUCUAAGUCAGGUGAAACUCCCUUAUCCAACUGCGUCCUUGAUGGCAAAUGUAGGUUCACUAGAUGAUGUAGCUGCAAAGCAUCGUAUAUCAAGUUAUGGUAUACAGAGAAGAGGAGACUGUACUUCAAGUCUUCAUCAAAAUCAUCAUAUAAAUGGAAGGAAUGUAUUAACGACAGGGGAUUCAAGUGCUGUUACGCAGGUUGUGGACGCAGCGAGAAUUAGCAACACCAGUAUCCCGACUGAAGACCUUCAUCAGAAGACUAAGAGUCUUUAUGACCAAAUCUCCACAAUGUCAGCUGAGGUAUCACUAAGAGACAUUAUGAUUAGAGCCUUAAAAGAUAAUGUAGCAAAUAUGACGGAUCGAAUUGAACAACUUGAAGCUUUAGAAAUUAUGAAAAACUCUGAGAUACAAGAGCUCCAAAGCAUUAUAAAUCAUAUACGCGGUGAAGAUAAGGACAGCAAGUCCUCGGCCAUUAUUUUUCAACCAAAACCACCAAGGUCGGCGUCUUGUCGUACACUUCCGGAUACUAUGUACCAAGAUGAUCAAGAUGCUGUAAGCUUGAGUAGCGUUGCAAGUGGCACAAGUGCCGGCGGUCAAACCAUGCCCACAGAUCCAAAGAAACAUGACAACUGCUCCUAUUCUAUUGGGAAUAACGCUUCAACGUUGGAGACACAGACAGUCUAUACUAAACAGUCCAGAUGGUUGGGCAAAUCCAUAGCCAAAGCGUUUAGAAAACGCACAAGGUCGACUACACAAUCAACCAAUUCAGAGGGUACAAUAAAUGACACUACGAUUACGAAUAUGCAGUCUAACCAAAUCAGUCAGAAAUCGAACGAUGACAAUCAGUUGGAUCGACUUUAUCUGACAAUCAGUCGAUUGCAAUGUAGGAUAGAUCUGCUUGAAGCAAGACACAAAAAACUACAGGAAACCGUAUUGAAAUAUAAUCCUGAUGAUGAACUUCUAUGCAAUGAAUUUCGUUUGGAAGGAACCAACAGAAAAGUGUUUUUAUCAGAUUUGUCGUCUAAAUUUUGCAAACAUAGUCGUUAUUUUGUGCCAGUCCUUGUGAACACUGAAGAAAUCAUUAUUGAUUCAGAAUCGAAAAAAUCACUGAAAAUAGGAUGCGUUGGAUUACGGGAUGAUAUGACUUGGAAUGAGCUGGAUGAAGUACUGCAAGAACUACUUCAGUGUUACAUCAGUUACCUGGAUCCCAAUGAACGACUGCAACUUAAUUCACUGGAACUAAAGGCGUAUCAGCUAAAUUCAAUUUACCAAUAUCCGAAUAUAAAGAAAACAGAGAGCAUUGUGAGACGUUUCUCACGAAUCCUACCACCAGCACCGCCACAACCGUUAUUUACAACAAAUCAGAAUCAUUCCCAACUCCCUGUGACAGCAACACUGGAAACCAGCUGUCACAUAAACAGAGAAAUUUAUUCACAGUUCCCUGUUAUGUGGUUGAAUGCAACCACCAAGGGACAUGGUUUAGAGUACUUUAACGCAUCCAUAGAAAUAGAUUUGCGAGGUCGUACUACGAACUCACCAUUGAAAAGAAUGAAUAAAAUGCUACAUCAAAAUGUCAUUGAGAAAACUGACAUGUUGCACUAUGGAUGUUUUACAAGUUUAGUACCGUAUAAUACACUGAAGUCUUACUUAUCUGUCAUUGAAGAAAAUAAUUUCAUUAUAAUCUGUGGACUGAGUGGAACUGGAAAAUCACAUCUGGUGAAUAAUCUGGCCAAAAUUUUAUCAUAUGAUUCGUGUUAUUCAAAGGCAAUAUACAACUUCCGGUUUACAAAUAACAAAAGUCCAACUGUAAAGGAAAUCAAAAAGCUACUCAGGAAACAGUUAUCAUCCUUUUCGAAAUGUGGUUUCCCCAAAGUCAUAAACUUAUUUGAUAUGCAUCUUUUCCAAGGAUCCGUCUUGGAUAUUUUAAAUGUUUUGAAUGCCUCACCAAAAGGUCCAAAGAUUAUAGGUACACGUGAAAGUGCGGACAAAGAUUUUGAGAACACUUGCCGCGUCAAUCAGAUAAAGAUUAUGCAUCAUUUGCCUGACAUAAAGAGUACACAAGAAUAUUUAGAAAGAGUAUUAUACAGAAAUCUCGCUCAAAGUCGAAUGUUUUGUUCACAUGGACUUACAAACGGAGAUGUUACUGCCAGUGCAAAUAAGGAUCGGAAGUGUUAUCAGUUGAUUUUCUGGUUAACCGAGUUUUGGAAGAAAUUAAAUGAAAUCCUGUGUUCUAUAACUGACAGAAAACACUGUGCCAUUUUCGGCGUUCAAUCCACACUUAAGUGCCCCUGGAUGAUAAUGCCUCAUUACAUUGGUUUCUUGACCUAUGGAACAACAUGCUGGUUCCAGUUUUAUUUGAAAAUAUGAGAUGUGUGACGAAAGAGAAGUCAAACAGUAUAUACAGCAUAUUAUUGACUGAUUUUAUUGCAUGGGUAAGUAUUACAUGGCCAUGGGAUAGAAACAAUAUCCACUUCCCUACCUCUUUGAAAAGUCCAAAAAUAAGUUUAACCCAGAACCCAUCGAGUACUCAGAACUUCCAGCCUAUUCAGUCUCCCUCUGGUUCCCUGGAUGCGGAAGUAGCCCAAAAUCGAAGAAGCAUGGAUUCGAGAAUUAUUCUGGAUGGGAUGUACCCAGCAAGUGGUGGCAGUGGUGAUGAUGUAGAACAAAUUUCACCAAAUACAAACGAUUAUAUACAUGUGAUCAGAACGCUAUGCAGAUUAGAAUUAGAGUAGUCCAUACAAUAUAACGAUUUUGGACACUCAAAAAUAUUAC
Trichobilharzia regenti is the source of this 4890-nucleotide messenger RNA. Lineage: Eukaryota; Metazoa; Platyhelminthes; Trematoda; Strigeidida; Schistosomatidae. The record is from the annotation of a GenBank genome assembly.